This is a messenger RNA of Cornus florida, 3202 nucleotides long. RefSeq names its product protein CHROMATIN REMODELING 35. The record is from RefSeq and is a predicted model, not a curated record. Gene Ontology annotation, biological process: gene silencing by siRNA-directed DNA methylation. NCBI's taxonomy places the organism in Eukaryota, Viridiplantae, Streptophyta, Magnoliopsida, Cornales, Cornaceae. The transcript is spliced from 7 exons. Gene Ontology annotation, molecular function: ATP binding; ATP-dependent chromatin remodeler activity. The coding region runs from base 146 to 2884 and encodes 912 amino acids.
AAGCUACCAGUGGAGGUAAGCUGCUGCAGUCCUCUCUCUCUCUCUAUUCUCAUCUCUUUCUCUCUCUAAAAUUCCUCUCUCAGAGUGGAGGAGGAGGAGGAGGAGGAGGAGGAGGGAGUUACAUCGCCGUUGUUAACAAGUGAUCAUGGAGUCACCAAGAGGCUGGUCGAACAAUUACGCAACCCCAUCUGGACCAACAACGUUUCGGUCCUGUAGUCCCACUGAUAUAUAUACUCAGGGGCGUAAAAGGAUGAAAUUACUCUCUAAAGGAGGGUACAGUAAUGCGGGUUUUUCUGGUUAUUGCAAUGGAUCUGAAAGGAAGAAACAAAGAAUGGAUUCAAAAGAUACUGACUAUACUGAUCCAUUUGCAAUACCAAAUCUGCUGGAGGGGCUAGAUAGUGGUAAAUUCGGAAGUGUGACAAAAGAGAUUGAAGACCUUCUGGCUCGGAGAAUGCUGCUGGCAAAUUCCUACUUUGCAGUUUACCCAAAACUGCAAGGUAUGUGCUCAGACUCAGAGAGUAGUCCCAAUAAAAAGGCAUCAAAAGUGAAGCAGACUGCUUGUCCUUCGGCACAUCAGGAGCUGAUUGUAAUAGAGGACGAUAAUGAUGAUAAUGAUGCAAAAGAUGUUCCGAAUGUAGGCUUACAAGUUCAAGUUCUUGAUUCGGAUGAAGAAACUGGAAAUCAGAGAUCUUUUCAACCAUAUCAGGAGGUCGUCUUGAGGAGGCCAGCCCCCGCCAUUGGAUUCCGGAUGAAGGAAAUUUUUGAUGGUGAUAUUGCUCAAACCCAAACUUUGGGAGAGGAAGAUGCAAGGUUUCAUGGGGAAACUAAACCAGGGAAAGAUAAAGGUGUUUAUGUUGGUGUAGAGGAUGAUAUGGAAACUGAGGAAACUAAUCACCAAGCUGAUGAUGGUUUGGGUGAUAUCUGGAUGGAGAUGAAUUUUGCAUUAGAAUGUUCCAAGGAUGCUGCCGAAGAUCCUUCUUCUGGAUACAUAAGAGAGGAUGGAGAGGAAUGUGAGCAUUCUUUUGUCCUGAAAGAUGAUCUUGGUUAUGUUUGUCGCAUUUGUGGGGUCAUUCAGAAAGGAAUUGAAACCAUAAUUGAGUACACAAAGGGCACAAGGACUACAAGAACAUACAGGUCUGAUGUUCGAAAUACCAAAGAUAGAGAUCCAACAGAAACCCUUCAUGACGGAGUUAAAUUGCCAGGACAGGAUUUCAUCGUGACAGAGAUCGCUGCUCAUCCUAGGCACAGUAAGCAAAUGAAACCUCAUCAGAUUGAGGGCUUCAACUUUCUUCUUAGUAACUUGGUGGCAGAUAAUCCGGGUGGUUGCAUCUUGGCCCAUGCUCCUGGAUCUGGAAAGACAUUCAUGAUCAUAAGUUUUAUGCAGAGUUUCCUGGCGAAGUAUCCCUUUGCAAAACCACUGGUUGUACUACCAAAAGGGAUCUUGCCCACAUGGAAGAAAGAAUUUCUGAGAUGGCAAGUUGAGGACAUUCCACUGCUUGAUUUUUACUCUGUCAAAGCAGAUAAUCGAACUCAACAGCUGGUUGUGCUAAAACAGUGGGUUGAGCAGAAGAGCAUUCUUUUUUUGGGGUACAAGCAGUUUUCUACUAUUAUAUCUGACCAUGACACCAGCCCGGCAGCUACUUCCUGUCAAGAGAUAUUGUUGACGUGCCCUUCAAUUCUUAUACUGGAUGAAGGUCACACUCCUAGAAACGAGGACACUGAUGUAUUGAACUGCCUUAAGAAGGUACAGACACCGAGGAAAGUUGUUCUGUCGGGCACGUUAUAUCAGAAUCAUGUCAAGGAAGUCUUCAACAUUUUAGAUCUUAUCCGUCCCAAGUUUUUGUACUUGGAUACUUCUCGUGCUAUUAGGAGGCGCAUCCUCAGCUAUGUAACAAUAUCAAAUAAUGUAAAGUACUUCAAGAAGGGUAAAGAGAAUGCGUUUUUUGAAUUGGUAGAGCAUGCAUUGCAGAAGGAUGAAAAUUUCAAGACAAAGGUGACUGUCAUCAAAGAUCUACGGGAGAUGACAAGCAAGGUUCUUCAUUAUUACAAAGGGGAUUUUCUUGAUGAACUACCUGGACUUGUGGACUUCACCGUCUUUCUUAAUCUCGCCCCCAGACAAAAGCAUGAAGCUGAUGAGCUGAAGAAGCUGGGGAGAAAAUUCAAGAUCAGUUCUGAUGGAAGUGCAAUUUCUGUGCACCCGCAGCUGAAAUACCUCACAAAGAAUUCUUCGGUUAAGGACAGAGUUGAUGAGGACAAGAUUGAUGAGAUGUUAGAAAGGCUGGAUAUUAAGGAAGGAGUCAAAGCCAAGUUUUUUUACAAUCUGUUGGGCUUAUGUGAGUCAACAGGUGAGAAGCUGUUGGUUUUCAGUCAGUAUCUCUUGCCCUUGAAGUUUUUGGAGAGAUUAGCAGUGAAAUACAAGAGUUGGAGUCCUGGGAAGGAAAUUUUUAUGAUUACUGGUGACUCAAACUCAGAGUUCCGAGAGCAGUCAAUGGAACACUUCAACAAGUCCCCAGAUGCUAGAGUCUUCUUUGGGUCCAUAAAAGCAUGUGGGGAAGGAAUUUCUUUGGUGGGAGCAUCACGCAUUAUAAUUUUGGAUGUUCCGCUUAACCCCUCUGUGACCCGUCAGGCAAUAGGUCGUGCAUACAGACCAGGUCAGGAGAAGAAAGUAUAUACUUAUCGCUUGGUUGCUGCCAACACACCUGAAGAGGAAGACCACUCCACUUGCUUCAGGAAGGAAUCCAUUGCCAAAAUGUGGUUUGAGUGGAAUGAGUAUUGUGGUGACCAAAAUUUUGAUGUUGAGAAUGUUGAUGUGAAGGACUCUGGUGAUGCGUUUCUGGAAAGUGGGUUGUUGAAUGAAGAUGUGAAUGCCCUAUUCAAAAGAUAAAUGGGGAAAUGGUGCAGAGGCAAGGGGUAAGAUGUAAAGUUUUGUCUAACCGACGUGCAAACCUUUAUUUUGUUCCGAGAAAGGAGUCCCAUAGGCAGUGUAUGCAGGUUGGUUUGUAACUAUGUCGGUUUUAGAUGUGUGUUGGGAAUGAACCUGAAACUGUAACCCCAACUAAGAUGAUCACUGGAUCUUGUGAAUAUUGCUGACAAUGGGUUCUGUAACUAUUUCUGAAUUAGCUGUGUUUAUAGAUCUUGCCUUUGUAUAGGAAACAAAUGCAAGUUUCAAAUUUUGAAUUGUAGAUAUUUACUUUAUGAAAAA